AUGAGUGAUAGCAGUGAUUCAAAUAAAACGUCGCAAUUUCAAGAUGGACAUAGCGAAAAGGUGACCUUUCGUCGAACGCCCAAAGUGCGCGUUUCCACUGCACGACAAAUGACGUCCGACAUUUCAACGAUAAAUUUGAAAGUUCCCGUUUUUGCACCAGACGACCCGGAAAUAUGGUUUGCUCUUCUAGAAGGUCAGUUUAACUUGCAUAAUAUCACAGAUGACUCAGAUAAAUUUACAUACGUAACUUCCAGUCUUGACGUACAGCAUGCAAAAGCCGUGAAGGACAUAAUUUUAAAUCCUCCGGCCAGUAAACGCUACGAUAAAAUUAAAACCGAGCUGAUCAAACGUUUAUCUGCCUCGCAUGAGAGAAAAGUCAAGCAACUUUUGACACACGAGGAACUUGGGGAUAGAAAACCGUCCCAAUUUCUGAGGCAUCUUCAAGAUCUUGCUGGAUCAUCAGUUCCUGAGGAUUUAUUAAGGACUAUUUGGAGCAACCGACUACCACAAAGUAUCCAGACCGUGUUGGCAUCGCAAACUACCCAUUCAUUGGAACAACUCUCGGACCUGGCUGACCGAAUUCAGGAAAUUACCACACCUUGUCACGUUGCAGCCACUUCAUCAAGUAUGUCAUCCUCUAAUAGUUCAUCCCGGGAGAUCGCAGAGCUGAAGAAGAUGGUUGAGCACCUGGCAUUAAAGCUCGAAGAACAUACCAAGGCAUCACAUCGACCCAGCCAUCGUUCUCGAACGCCACGACGUCGUCAUUCUUCACGACAACGAUCGAGAUCGAACUCCAGCUACCGCAAGUUCCCUAUUUGUUGGUACCACUCAAUGCAUGGAGCCGACGCACGUAAAUGUUUGAAGCCGUGCGACUACAAGGCGGGAAACUCCAUGGGCAGUCGGUAA
Messenger RNA from Galleria mellonella (greater wax moth), 906 nucleotides. RefSeq lists its product as uncharacterized. The transcript has a single exon. NCBI's taxonomy places the organism in Eukaryota, Metazoa, Arthropoda, Insecta, Lepidoptera, Pyralidae. Bases 1 to 906 code for a protein of 301 amino acids. The record is from RefSeq and is a predicted model, not a curated record.